AGUCGUGGCUGAUUGACGACGUUAUCAACAUGCAGCUGGCUAUCUUCCAGGAUAGAACAGCGGCGUCUGAAAUGGCAGACGUUGCAACUGCUGCUGAAAAGAAGGCCCCCCCUAAAUUCAAGCAGAGGACUACCCGUACCUUCAAGAGCAAGGCCCCCAAGCCUGGCCAGAAGGGAUUCGGUGACGACAUCCCCGGCAUGGAGGGUCUCGGCACAGACAUCACAGUGGUCUGCCCAUGGGAAGCUUUCGGUGACAUGGAACUCAGUGACCUGGCGAAAUAUGGAAUUGUUUAGACGCCCUACCCCUCCUUCCCUCCCCUCGACCACCCCCUCUACUUCUCUUUCCUUCACUCCCCCUCUCCUCCUCCUUUCUGGACCCUGAGGUCAGGGAGUCCAGUACUGAUUCUUGUUGUUUUGUUAUGCCAUCUUGUACAAGGCGCUUCCACUUUCACAUCAGCUCGUUGUUUAAGAGCCGGGCGUACUCGGGUGCACUACCGACCCUGAGAGCCGGGCAUACUCGGGUGCACUACCGACCCUGAGAGCCGGGCGUACUCGGGUGCACCACCGACCCUGAGAGAAUUGGUGAAGUCGCACAAACACACAGUGAUACUUGGGAAAUAUGCACACACCAGCUUUAAACUGAAGACACAUAAUACCAAACCUCAUCCUGCCACUGUCCUCCUAUAGAAAUCUCACGUAAACGACCAGCUAAGCAAUGUCCUAACAACUGAAGUCAAAUGGCACUCAAGUUAUAUGAAUAAGACAUGUAAUGUAUAAUAGUGAUGUGCAUUCGCUUUCUGCGGUCUGGUAGGUAAAUAAAUGGUCAUGUCAGUGAAGCUUACUUCGACACUACUACUACAGUUUCACUGGUGCACUUCCUGAGAGAGAAGCUGGACUACAUUUACAAUGUUAUUAAAGAGGGUUUGAUUAAGCGUUGUUCAUAUCUCAACCAUAGUUGGUUUCCUCCCGCCUGACUUUUUUCUCAACCUGCACCCGCUCUCCUUGAAAGCACGUUUUAUAUACAGAAAUAUAUAUUUAUGUACAAAAUAAAAAUCAAUCCAUUUUUUUUUUUACAAUGAAUGUCAAAUGUCUGUGUAAUUUGACUGUUCAACCCUCUUGAAUUAUAUGAAGAAUAACCAAUUGAAAAACAGCUACUUCUCCUGGUACUUUGGCAAUACUUCAUCAGAAGCAAUCAACUAAAAUUUAAAUUUCUUAUCUUGGAUCCUCAAUAACACAAAAUACAACCACCAGCGACUCAAACACACAUUAUUAAAACACAGGACAACAUAGGAAAUUGCUCAGUCCCCUUCUGUACUCCCUUGUUCACUCAUGACUGCAUGGCCAGGCACGACUCCAACAUCACCAUUAAGUUUGCCAAUG
This is a messenger RNA of Oncorhynchus kisutch (coho salmon), 1379 nucleotides long. RefSeq names its product retinal cone rhodopsin-sensitive cGMP 3',5'-cyclic phosphodiesterase subunit gamma-like. Lineage: Eukaryota; Metazoa; Chordata; Actinopteri; Salmoniformes; Salmonidae. The transcript is spliced from 3 exons. Gene Ontology annotation, cellular component: photoreceptor outer segment membrane. Gene Ontology annotation, molecular function: 3',5'-cyclic-nucleotide phosphodiesterase activity; cGMP binding. The record is from RefSeq and is a predicted model, not a curated record. Gene Ontology annotation, biological process: positive regulation of G protein-coupled receptor signaling pathway; visual perception; positive regulation of epidermal growth factor receptor signaling pathway. The coding region runs from base 30 to 293 and encodes 87 amino acids.